ACAGUCGGGUGCGAUUGGUCACCCCUGGCGGAGCCGCACCUCGGACAGCAGCAGCGGCGGCAGCCUAGAGUCCUGCGUGGAGAGUGGGGCGCGACGGGGACUCGCGGGCGGAGGCUGCGCGUGGGGACUCAGCACGCGAAGACCCAGCACGAGAGCGGCUCCGGGCACGAGUGAGAGGAGGCGUCGGCGCCGGGGCUGCGGGUGACAGCGCUGAGACUUUCCAUACGUGAGCUUCAGACAGAAGACGCUGUAGAUUUGAAAACUAAAAUGUGAAGACAACCUGACUGCUCUUCAUACUCAAGGAAGCAGGUGUGUCCUGACUGGGAUUGUAAGUGAGGAGAGGCUGAUGCUACAAUGCACCUGAGCCAUACCACGGGUUCUGUGCCAUACAUCAAAAGGGACUGAAGGUUUAAAAGAAUAAAAAUCGUAGUCAAUGAGAGAGACAAAAGGACUGGGUCAUCAAAAAGCAUUGUGCUUGCCACGCCGGCCACCAUGCGUAAAGGGAUACUGAAGGACCCGGAGAUUGCCGAUCUAUUCUUCAAGGAUGACCCUGAAGAGCUUUUUAUUGAUUUGCAUGAGAUUGGACAUGGGAGCUUCGGAGCCGUGUACUUUGCAACAAAUGCGCACACCAACGAGGUGGUUGCUGUUAAGAAAAUGUCCUACAGUGGGAAGCAGACCCAUGAGAAAUGGCAAGAUAUUCUUAAGGAAGUUAGAUUUCUGCAGCAGCUGAAGCAUCCAAACACAAUCGAGUACAAAGGGUGUUAUUUAAAGGAGCACACGGCUUGGCUGGUGAUGGAGUACUGCUUAGGGUCAGCCUCUGACUUGUUAGAAGUUCAUAAGAAACCACUUCAGGAAGUGGAGAUUGCUGCUAUCACCCAUGGUGCCUUGCAGGGGCUGGCCUACCUCCACUUUCACUCCCUGAUUCACAGGGACAUUAAAGCAGGAAAUAUCCUUCUAACAGAGCCAGGCCAGGUGAAGCUGGCUGACUUUGGAUCCGCCUCCAUGGCUUCUCCUGCCAACUCCUUCGUGGGGACUCCUUACUGGAUGGCCCCGGAGGUGAUCUUGGCCAUGGAUGAAGGGCAGUAUGAUGGGAAGGUCGACAUCUGGUCGCUCGGCAUCACCUGCAUAGAGCUGGCCGAGCGGAAGCCUCCCCUCUUCAACAUGAACGCCAUGAGUGCCCUCUACCACAUUGCUCAGAAUGACUCCCCCACGCUGCAGUCCAGGGAAUGGACAGACUCCUUCAGGAGAUUCGUUGAUUACUGCUUGCACAAAAUACCUCAGGAAAGACCAGCCGCGGUGGAACUGUUACGGCACGACUUCAUUCGGAGGGAGCGGCCACCGAGGGUCCUCAUUGACCUCAUACAGAGGACAAAAGAUGCUGUCCGAGAGCUGGACAACCUGCAGUACAGGAAAAUGAAGAAGAUCCUCUUCCAGGAGACUCGGAACGGACCCUUGAACGAGUCACAAGAAGAAGAAGAAGACAGUGAGCAAGGAAGCAACCUGAACCGAGAGAUGGACAGUCUGGGUAGCAUCCACUCCAUCCCCAGCGUGUCAGUGAGCACAGGCAGCCGGAGCAGCAGCGUGAACAGCAUGCAGGAGGUCAUGGACGAGAGCAGCCCUGAGCUCGUCAUGAUGCAGGAGGAUGAAGGCACAGUCAACUCCAGCUCCUCCUUGGUACAUAAGAAGGAUCAUGUAUUCGUAAGGGAUGAGGCGGGCCACGGCGAUCCCAGGCCUGAGCCGCGGCCUACCCAGUCAGUUCAGAGCCAGGCCCUCCACUAUCGGAACCGAGAGCGCUUUGCCACGAUCAAAUCCGCGUCUUUGGUUACACGGCAGAUCCAUGAGCAUGAGCAGGAGAACGAGUUGCGGGAACAGAUGUCAGGUUAUAAGCGGAUGCGGCGCCAGCACCAGAAGCAGCUGAUCGCCCUGGAGAACAAGCUGAAGGCUGAGAUGGAUGAGCACCGCCUCAAGCUCCAGAAGGAGGUGGAGACGCAUGCCAACAACUCGUCCAUCGAGCUGGAGAAGCUGGCCAAGAAGCAAGUGGCUACCAUAGAAAAGGAGGCAAAGGUAGCCGCAGCAGAUGAGAAGAAGUUCCAGCAGCAGAUCCUGGCCCAGCAGAAGAAGGACUUGACAACUUUCUUAGAAAGUCAGAAGAAGCAGUACAAGAUUUGUAAGGAGAAAAUAAAAGAGGAAAUGAACGAGGACCACAGCACACCUAAGAAGGAGAAGCAGGAGCGGAUAUCGAAGCAUAAAGAAAACCUGCAGCACACGCAGGCUGAGGAGGAGGCCCAGCUGCUCACUCAACAGAGGCUGUACUACGACAGAAACUGCCGCUUCUUCAAGCGGAAAAUAAUGAUCAAGCGCCAUGAGGUGGAACAGCAGAACAUUCGGGAGGAACUGAAUAAAAAGAGGACCCAGAAGGAAAUGGAGCACGCCAUGCUGAUCCGGCAUGAUGAAUCCACCCGAGAGCUGGAGUACAGACAGCUGCACACACUGCAGAAGCUCCGCAUGGAUCUGAUCCGGUUACAGCACCAGACGGAGCUGGAGAACCAGCUGGAGUACAAUAAGAGGCGGGAACGGGAGCUGCACCGGAAGCACGUCAUGGAGCUUCGGCAACAGCCGAAAAACUUAAAGGCCAUGGAAAUGCAAAUUAAAAAACAGUUUCAGGACACUUGCAAAGUACAGACCAAACAGUACAAAGCACUCAAAAAUCACCAGUUGGAAGUCACUCCAAAGAAUGAGCACAAAGCAAUCUUAAAGACACUGAAGGACGAGCAGACGAGGAAACUGGCCAUUUUGGCCGAGCAGUAUGAACAGAGUAUAAACGAGAUGAUGGCCUCUCAAGCGUUGCGGCUAGACGAGGCGCAAGAGGCAGAGUGCCAGGCCUUGAGACUGCAGCUCCAGCAGGAAAUGGAGCUGCUCAAUGCCUACCAGAGCAAGAUCAAGAUGCAGACGGAGGCCCAGCACGAGCGCGAGCUGCAGAAGCUAGAGCAGAGGGUGUCCCUGCGCAGAGCGCAUCUUGAGCAGAAGAUUGAAGAGGAGCUGGCCGCCCUGCAGAAGGAACGCAGUGAGAGGAUCAAGAUUCUCCUGGAAAGACAAGAGCGAGAGACCGAGACUUUUGACAUGGAGAGCCUCAGAAUGGGGUUUGGGAAUUUGGUGACAUUAGAUUUUCCUAAGGAGGACUAUAGAUGAGAUUAAAUUUUUUUGCCAUUUA
Messenger RNA from Arvicanthis niloticus (Nile rat), 3211 nucleotides. The record is from RefSeq and is a predicted model, not a curated record. NCBI's taxonomy places the organism in Eukaryota, Metazoa, Chordata, Mammalia, Rodentia, Muridae.